Torulaspora globosa is the source of this 399-nucleotide messenger RNA. RefSeq lists its product as uncharacterized. The record is from RefSeq and is a predicted model, not a curated record. The coding region runs from base 1 to 399 and encodes 132 amino acids. The transcript is spliced from 2 exons. NCBI's taxonomy places the organism in Eukaryota, Fungi, Ascomycota, Saccharomycetes, Saccharomycetales, Saccharomycetaceae.
AUGCUUUUCCAUAUCAAGUCUGGCUUUUGGUUGCUCUUGAUAUGUGGACUGGCUUUUCUGGCCCUUUGGACUAGACAGAACUAUGCCUAUAGACUAAGGGAGUUCUUUGUCAGAAUCAAAAGACGUACAGGAGGCGUUAUCAGGUUAAAUGAUUCCUUCAGCGAUGAUUUAGAGUCCGGGCUAAGCUCAAGAAACUUUGAUCUCAUAUCACAGAACGACAAUGACUCGAGAUCAGGAUUAGAUGAUUCCUCUAAGGCUGAGGUCAAACGUAUUAUGGAGCAGGAAAAUCUAAGCUUCGAUAAGGCAAGAUUUCUUUAUGUAGAGAGGAAAUUUGGGCAGAAUGGAAUUGCACCUGAUGGGACACCACUCGAUCCCAAGGCCGUUGUAUUCAACAAGUAG